CACUGUUCCAGUUGAACAUCAAGAAGAGGUCAGGCAACUGACAGAUAACAUUCGAGAACUGGAGCAACUGCUAAGGCAAGAUUAUCGUCGGAAACAAACAGCUUUGCAAGAAUUAGCUUCGCAAAAGAAGUCGGAUAUUUCAGAGAGUACCCGAAAACUGAAUGACCUUAAAGUGAUAAUGGCUACGCUGAAAGAAGAACAAGAGCAGCUGAAAUCAAAAAUUGUGGAGAGUCCAGAGGAGCUGAAAAAUUACAAAGAACUGAUGAAAGAGACUGUUAAGAAACUCAAGAAAUCCAAGCAAGAAGUAACUGAGAAAUAUGAAGCUUACAGAGACCUAGUUGAGGUUCUGCCAGCAUGCCAACUGGAGGUGCAGUUAUAUCAAAAGAAGAUGGAAAGGCAAGGAGCAAAUGUGGAGAGACUGGCCAGUGUAUUAUCAGAGGUCAGGAAUCUGGAAGACCAGCUUGAGAGCGCUCAGAUAGAGCUGAAAAAGGGGAAGACAGAUGAAAUGUCUGUAAAGAGACUGGUCACUGCAAAACACGAGAAGCUGUCUACAGCUGAAAUAAGGAUCAAGAAGAAGCGUGAAGAUGUUGAGCAUUACAAGCAGACCGUAUUUGAAUAUUGUAACAGAGUGCAGGAGAAGAGGGGUGCUGUGUAUGAUAAAGUGACGGCUAUUCACAAGGAGAUCCAACAGACGAGGUUCAAAAUCCAGCAGCUGAAGGAGAAUGCUGAAAAAGAAGAAGCAAAAGCCAAGGAAAUAUACCUAAAUCUGAAGGCUGGGUUGGAGAAGCAUCAUGACUCUCUCAUUAAGGCAGCAGAGAGUUAUGCAGACUCGAGAGAAGAUAAAAUUGCUGAAUUGAAGAAGGGGCUGCUUAAAGUUCAGGCUCCUGGAAGUAGUUCUUAGACCUGACUUCACUUGUGUUCCA
Molecule: messenger RNA, 923 nt
Organism: Eurypyga helias (sunbittern)
Lineage: Eukaryota; Metazoa; Chordata; Aves; Eurypygiformes; Eurypygidae
Gene: NUF2
Product: NUF2, NDC80 kinetochore complex component
Exons: 7
Source: RefSeq, a predicted model, not a curated record